GGAUUCCUCCCUGCGCGACCGAGAUGAGCCAGCGCUCCCUGGGGCCGAGUUUCCCUGCUGUCAAAUGGAAGAGGUGUUGGUUCCUUCCCUUUGACAGUCAAGCAAGGGCGUGGCCGGAGGGGGACUGAGGGAGAGGGGGCCAAACUGCCUUGGCUGGUACCUCCAGACGUCAGUAAAGGUCCUGCCUGUCUUUUACUCAACUUUGCCUUUCUUUUGCUCAGAAACUGCCUCAAUAUGAAUCCUGCCAGGGUCUGGCCAGCUAAAGAGUGUCUGUUUCAGCGUCAGCUGAGAAAUAAAUGCCGGCUCUGGGAAACCUUAAUCUCAUCAAGUUGUUUUGCCUAGGGCCCCCAAGGAGCAGAGAAUUUAGGCAUAUGUCUUUUGCGCCCACUUCAGGUUUGUCUUCAUGCAGGACAGAAUGCAUCGACCUCCAGGCUGUUUUAAAUCUCGUAGAUAAGCCAGAUACUGUGUUGCCAUAUGCCUUUGACCCACAUUUAAGUUGGAAUGCAGCUAGUUUGGAUGUCUGAAACUUUUUAGGCAUCUUUGUCUGAAUCCUGGUUAUUGAAAACUAUUGUGGUAGUUCAAAAACUGGUCAUCUGUGCAGGAUAGCCACAUAGCAAAAAUGUUUGCAAAACUAAAGAAGAAAAUUGCAGAAGAGACUGCUGUCACUCAGAGGCCAGGAGGUGCUACAAGGAUCCCACGGUCAGUGAGCAAGGAAUCAGUAGCCUCUAUGGGAGCUGACUCAGGAGAUGACUUUGCUUCUGAUGGAAGCAGCUCCAGAGAAGAUCUUUCAUCCCAACUUUUGAGAAGAAAUGAGCAGAUCCGGAAGUUAGAGGCCAGACUUUCUGACUAUGCUGAACAGGUCCGAAACUUGCAGAAGAUAAAAGAGAAGCUUGAAAUUGCAUUAGAAAAGCACCAGGAUUCUUCCAUGCGGAAAUUUCAAGAGCAGAAUGAGACAUUCCAAGCCAACAGAGCCAAAAUGGCAGAAGGACUGGCUUUGGCAUUAGCCAGAAAGGACCAGGAAUGGUCAGAAAAGAUGGAUCAGCUUGAAAAGGAAAAAAGAUUUUUAACAGCUCAGCUACAGGAAGUGAAGAACCAGAGUUUGAAUCUUUUCCAAAAGAGAGAUGAAAUGGAUGAAUUAGAGGGUUUCCAGCAACAGGAACUAAGUAAAGUCAAGCACAUGCUUUUAAAAAAAGAAGAAAGUCUGGGAAAGAUGGAGCAAGAGCUGGAGGCACGAACGAGAGAACUUAGUCAGACCCAGGAAGAGUUGAUGACCUCCAAUCAGAUGUCAUCGGAUUUAAGGCAGAAGCUGGAAGAAUUACAGAGAUGCUACUCAGCGCUGGAAGAGCAGAGAGAUCAUGUGACAGCAGGUGCAGAAAAUAAGAUAACAGCCCUGGAACAAAAGGAACAAGAUCUCCAAGCAUUCAUUCAGCAGCUUUCCAUUGAUUUGCAAAAGGUCACUGCUGAAACUCAAGAGAAGGAAAAACUCAUCACACAUUUGCAAGAGAAGGUUGCAUCUUUGGAGAAGAGAUUGGAACAGAACUUAUCAGGAGAAGAACAUGUGCAAGAACUCCUGAGAGAGAAAAUUGUUGCUGAGCAGAAUUUGGAGGAUACCAGGCAGCAGCUUUUGGCAGCCAGAAGCAGUCAGGCUAAGGCCAUUGACAUCCUGGAGACUCGGGUGAAGGAACUGGAACAGAGCCUUCAGGCCUCUGAGGAGCGGCUCAGGCAGAGCAGGGAUGUCGUGGCUGCGCAGGAUGCACAGAUCCAGGAACUCGCUGCGGCGAACCGGGACAGCAGCCUUGCGCAGCAGCAGGCCCUCACCCUGGAGCAGCAGUGCAGGGAACGCACCCAUGUGCUGGAGGCCCAGAUGGCCGCCCUGGCGCAGGCACAGGCAGCCGACCAGACAGCUGCUGAGUGCAGAAUGAGAGAGCUGGAACAAGAAAAUGCAGCCCUGAAAGAAAGCAGAAAUGAAUUUGAACAUUCUUUACAACAUCAUCAGUUUGAGCUAAAGAAGCUGAAGGAAGAGUGGAGCCAAAGAGAAAUUGUGAGUGUGGCCAUGGCUCAAGCCCUGGAGGAAGUGCGAAAACAAAGGGAAGAGCUCCAGCAACAGGCUACUGAGCUGACAGCUUCAAUAGACAAGAAGAACCAGAGUUUGCAAGAAAAGGCUGAAGAGCUUCUCCAGAAGGAGCAGGAAAUUCUCCAGCUGGAGAAAGGUCAUGCCUCUGCCAUGCUGCAGAUGCACCAGCUACAGAGUGAGCUGGAGGCCCUGAGGAGUCAGAGGGCCGAGGAAGUCCUGGUGACCGCAGUGCAGGAGGAGCUGCCAAGGCUACAGGGCCAGGAGCCACAUGUAACCUCAGAAGCUAUGCAGGACCCCAUGUGCCAGCUUCCAGCUGCAGACGGAACACCAAAUGGAGAGGUUGGGGCCAUGGAUCUAGGGCGGCUACAGAAGGAAAAACAGGACUUGGAGCAGCAGCUUACAGAGAAAAAUAAGACCAUAAAGCAGAUGCAGCAGAGGAUGCUGGAACUUAAGAAGACGCUGCAGAAGGAGCUGAAAAUCAGACCCGACAGUGAGCUUUUUGAAGUCCGGGAAAAGCCAGGCCCUGAGAUGCCAAACAUGGCCCCUUCUGUCACUAAUAAUGCUGACUUGACUGAUGCCCGGGAGAUCAACUUCGAGUACCUUAAACAUGUUGUUUUGAAAUUCAUGUCCUGCCGAGAAUCCGAGGCUUUUCACCUUAUAAAAGCUGUGUCAGUGUUGUUGAACUUUUCACAAGAGGAAGAGAACAUGCUCAAGGAAACUCUGGAAUAUAAGAUGUCGUGGUUUGGUUCUAAACCAGCUCCCAAGGGCAGCAUCCGGCCGUCUAUUUCAAACCCUCGGAUACCAUGGUCCUAGAGGGAACACCCAAGGAUGGAGCUCCGUGGGUUGACAUUUUUCUGUGAAAAGAACACUGACACACCAGCCUGGGUGGGUUUUUAAUCACUGUAAAUGCAGUAUUUUGUACAAGCGUCUAAAUAUUGUUUACAAGACUUUAGACUACCUUCCUGCAGGCUGACAUGAACCGCAGGAGGGAGCUGAUCCUGUUAUUCUGGUCACCCAAUAGGGAGGGUCCCAGCACUACCCAGACUUCCAGUGCUGCUAAUAUCCUAGCCCUGGCCAACACGGGAGUCCUCUUAACAUUAGCACGAAAAGCUGAAGCAGCGAUCAGUAUGUCAGGUUGCAACUGACUCAUCAUGUACAGGUGAUGUAUAGAGGCGACGACAGCCCUUUGAAAUGGUGACCAGCAGGCCACACCCACCUGCUU
Molecule: messenger RNA, 3296 nt
Organism: Urocitellus parryii (Arctic ground squirrel)
Lineage: Eukaryota; Metazoa; Chordata; Mammalia; Rodentia; Sciuridae
Gene: Golga1
Product: golgin A1
Cellular component (GO): Golgi apparatus
Source: RefSeq, a predicted model, not a curated record